This is a messenger RNA of Colletotrichum acutatum, 3557 nucleotides long. RefSeq lists its product as uncharacterized. The transcript has 2 exons. Lineage: Eukaryota; Fungi; Ascomycota; Sordariomycetes; Glomerellales; Glomerellaceae. Bases 128 to 3265 code for a protein of 1045 amino acids. The record is from RefSeq and is a predicted model, not a curated record.
CUGAGUGCUUCCCUUCCCUCCCCUUCCCUUCUCUUCUCUUGUGAUCCUUUCAUGAUACCUCGAUGCAACUAAUUUCCUCUGAACUUACCCCCGGCUCUCGAUUACGCAGGCCGUCAAGCCUGUAGAGAUGUGGAUAGCCCUUCUCUUCACCCUCUUCUUUACAGUUACACUUAUUUGGAUGUUGUAUCGCAUUUCUUGGCCUCUCAAGGCCCUCCGCAAGCGUCACAAGGAGAAGAAAUCUGCAACGAAGGGAAACAUUCCGCUAGCCCUCUCACCGGAUUCCGAUGUACAAGUCAAGACACAGGAUACGACUCUCGGCGGCCAAGAAGCCCAGCAACCCAGCGAUACUAGUCCUCCAGAAGCGGGCAGCACGAACGAAACGGAUAAUUCGACCCCAUCUUCUGGGGUCGGUAAGCCGUCAAUACGGUCUAAAAUCCUAAUGACGAUCAAGAAAAGUGUGAAAGGAAAGGGGAAGAGCAGUGUAGUGCCCUUGGAUCCUCGAUCUCCUCCCUUUCAACCCUUGACCUUUAACGCAGGCAUGAGGCCUUCAUGGUUAGACCCAGGAGAUGAUACAAGCGUGGCAGACAACAACUCUUACUCUGCCCGUCUACCGGGCAUGCCAGUUGAUGGAACCGCCGUCUCGGGCUCUUCAAAGCGAGAUAUGUGGCAAACCCCAUACUACCAUAAAAAUAACGAAAUGCCAACUCAAUGGGUGACACCUCAACCUUAUGAUCCUACUGCUGUUCGGGCAUAUCAACACACUCCGGAGGCGCUUGCAAAGGCGCUUGCUCCCGACCACAGCACCCCCCUGGACAGGCUUCGAAGGCCGUUACCAACACCCCUGUUCUCGCCGUAUGUACCUUCAACCUUGCUUAGACCUUCCGACAACGACCAACCAAGCGUUUCGAUAAUCCAGGAAUUUUCGUCUCCUAAUCCGUCAUGCCGAGAAGAGGAAGAAGUCCUUCGACGCUUCAUUAGGUUUGCGACGGGCCGUAGAUGUCCAAGAUGCAAGCGUGGCGUCGCAAUCGAAAGCAGCACCAUCUUCCAGCACGCAAGUGACAUUCUUGUAGAUCGAAAGUCCAUCGCCCUGGGCAGCCACUAUGCCAGAUGCUCUUGCGGAAUCUCAUACUGUUUCGGCUGCUCCCGAAUCGGGGACAAUUUGAGGACGCCAUUCGCAAGUUCCAAGUCAACCAAAUGGUGCUGCCUCCCGGGUCGACUCUUCCACAUCUUUGCCCUCCUCUGCGGUCCGAUCGCCCACACUGCGAACCCACAGGUCUCCAUCCUCCAAGACUCCCAAGUGGACUUGAUCGAGAAGCCCCUCGAAGCUGAAAAAAAGCCCGGGUCGAGGUUAAAGAGCUUCUUCAAGACCAGCGAUGACCAAGGUACAUCGAAAGGAACGGGCUAUGCGACGGGUAAGAUCGACGGAAAGAAAGAGAAGCCCAAUGUGCUUGCCUAUAUUCGCCGCGAGGACCUCGAAAAUAGUAUGGAUCGGCUCCCCAGGCUUCUUGCCGCGCUGUCAAUAGCAUGGCCUUCAACUUCCAUGUCCUCUCCGUUUGAUCGGAAUCCUCCCCCUUUGUUGAUGGUCAUGGCUCGCCGAAGCCCGCUGAUGGUCAGGAUGGCAGAGCUUCUCCGAGACGACAGCAUGCAAGAGAUCAUGCGACAAGGAAUUCCGUACCACGCCCUCUUCGGCUUCCUCCAUGUGCUCUCAGCGCACCCUGCCACGGCCCCGCUGGUCUGUGAUGUUCGAAUCAGCUACCCCCUCGCCCGCACUUUACUCCCGGUCUGCUUCGGAUAUGGCCCUCUCACUAUGCCAGACAAGCCGUCGAGCUCCAGUAACCAUGGGAAGGGGAAGGGAAAAGCGGUGGAGCUUGGCGAGAAGCAGGAACAGCCUCAAGAGACGCUCAAGUCCUUAGUGAGUCUACUUUUUGCCUUGAGAGUUCAGGCGGAAUCGGUGAAGCGACUCUACAAACCCACUCCCGGGGGUCUUUCCCAGACGAUAGUCAUGUGCGAUCGUAUCUGCGAGAUCUCCCAGCAACUCGAAGGAGAUGACCCCAGGAAAGACAACAGGGAAGUGACUGUUGACGAAGGAAGUGCUCCUCCCUCCCUGACUUACUCACAAUCGACUGUUUCGUCAGUGGCAGAGCCACCCCCCGUUCCCGACGACAAGGAGGAGAAACUCACAGCCGCCCGACAAUGGCUCAGCGAGAACAAGGUACAGGAAAUGGAUUCCGAAAGAUGGCGAAGCGACUUCCAGAUUCCCAUCCCAGACUCCGAAACCACCGUCCCCCGCCGUAUGAAGAAGCUUGUGAUGGAACUCUCCAUGCUACGUACCACGCUCCCCGACGGCAUCUUUGUUCGGCACGAUGACACGCGGUUGGACGCUAUGAAGGUUCUCAUUGUCGGACCGGAAGGCACGCCGUAUGAGAAUGGUCUCUUCGAGUUUGAUCUGUUCUGCCCUCUCGAUUAUCCGGAGAGGCCACCCAAGAUGGUUUUUAGAACGACGCAUAGCCGUCGAAAGUUCAACCCUAACCUGUACUCAAAUGGCCAAGUCUGCUUCUCCCUCCUCGGCACCUGGACAGGCAGCGCCACCGAAAACUGGGAUCCCAAAAAGUCCACCCUCCUCCAGCUCCUCGUCUCCAUCCAAGCCAUGAUCUUCAGCCCGGACCCGGUCUGGAACGAACCCAACCAGACGUUCUCCCCGGCAGCCUCGCUGGUAUACAAGACGGAGAUGCGCGCCGACACCCUCGUCUACGCCAUGAGCCACUGGCUCCACCUGCACAGAAACGCCAACCCGGCUGCCGAGUAUAACCCGUGGUUCGAGGUCGUUGGCCGCCAUUUUGAGGUGAAUUGGCAACGGAUCCUCGAGACGGCUGAGAUAUGGGCAGCGGAGGACCCGGGAAGUCAGCGCGAGGCCGAGAAUGAGGUGGGCAUGAUUAUGAGAGAGAGACGCUCCAAGGAGAGAUUCCCCUGCGGGAUCCGGACGCUAAAGGGAUACUUUGCCGAGUGGGCUACUUCCGAGGAGGAGUUGGCUCUCGUGAGGCUUAGUCCCGAGGAAGAUGGCCCAAUCUAUGCGCCCGUGGGAGUGCCCUCGGAAAAUAGGUUAGAUUUAGGCUUUGACAUGUCUCCGCCCAUGUCUGACGCCGACGGCGACGACGAAUUUGAUGGAGAGAUGUAUCUACCACCGGCGAAUAGCAUAUCCAAUGUACCGCCACCAGUAUCUCACCCUCCGCCGGAGUUUCACCCUUUCCUACCUUAUAUUCCUUAACCUCCGUUCAAUAGUCGCGGCUUCGAUUCGUGUCUUCCAUGUUCGCGAAGUUGUUUGGUCGGGCAUAGAGAUAAUUUGGUGGCAACGAGGAGAGGCUGAGCGACGGUUGAAUUAUAAUCGUUACCAAGGUCAAGUUCGGAACCGGCCAGUAACGCAGGGGACUCAGUAGAGGAAACUGUCAAACGCAGGCUCUUUGUAGCCUUUAGUAUGUGUCGUAUUGAGCACUGUCAAAUAAUACAUUAUACCUUAUACUAGAUAUGUGAAGCAGGGUAGCGUGAAUCAAAGACCAGAU